AUGACAACGUUAUUGCCGGCGAUCACUGGCUCGAGUGGGAUUACUUCCUUCAUCCCUCUCACGGCAGAAGCCCAACCAGAUUAUGAUUGCAGUACUAUGUUCAUACUUGGACCGCCCCUUUUGGCGUUCGACUCCAGAUAUCCAAAGAAUAUCGGCCCUGGCGUAACUUGCGUGCCUUCCGCUGUUUCGAUUUCCCGGAAUAACUUCAGAGGUUUUACAACUACCAGCCUAGGGCCCUUGGCGUGCCCUGGUAAUUGGUACACGGCGACUAGUAGAACUUUGAACCAGUCCAGCACAUUUGCCAUGUGCUGUCCUUCAGAUUAUUAUGCAUACGACUACGAUACGUUUACGGAGACUGAUGAUGCUGAAGCUAUUUCAAACAUCCAAAACGGAGCCUGCUUUUCAUUCCUAGAUACUAGUACCUUGGCUUAUGCGACAUGGUCGAUAAAAAGUGGUAGCAGUUCUUGGUAUAUAAACACAACGACUGUGUCGCCAUAUGCUGCGGUGUAUGCUGAUGCGAUUUUCGGUUGGAAUGUCCGAGCACCAACACCAACACCAACAACAACGGAGACUGUGUCUACGCCUACCUCGCCGGCUUCAACCGCCUCAGCUCGGAUUAGCGCAGGGGCAGCUGCCGGUAUUGGGGUGGGGGUUGGAUUGGGUGUGAUUGCGAUAGCCUCGUUAUUACUUACUUUCUUCUUCAUGAGAAGACGAAAAAUGAGGACCCUUGCGGAGACACCCCAAAUCCAUCAAGACCAUGGCGUGAUGUUUGAGCAACGAACCCCAAAUGAGCUACCUGAAUUAGCUCUAGCCGCACCCGAGCUACACGACGCACAAUCUGGACUCCAGGUGAAGACUCCAAACCUCGAGCAAUAUUAGUGUCUCCGUCACCUAAUUGAAUAUUGCGGAUGGU
Molecule: messenger RNA, 913 nt
Organism: Hypoxylon trugodes
Lineage: Eukaryota; Fungi; Ascomycota; Sordariomycetes; Xylariales; Hypoxylaceae
Exons: 2
Coding region: 1-879 (292 amino acids)
Source: RefSeq, a predicted model, not a curated record